GGUAAGCUGUUUGUGUAGAAGAUAUCUAAUCAGAAUUAUUUAUCUUCCAUGUUUGCUUCUUUCUUUUUAAUGUACUCUAAUUAAAACCAGAAACAUUUAAUGACAUUAUUUAAGAAAGUCAAGCAAAACGGUCAGCACAAAUUAACAUUAAGCUACAAUAAGACAUGGAUGGCUUAUGAUCUCUGCUAUUGGUUUUUCAUGGACAGAUAGGAGGCUGCUGCCUCUCCUGAAAGGGCCUUUGUUUAACCACCUGAUUUGUAGAAGGCAAUUAUUGUUCUACUCAUCUGUAGUUACAAACAAGAGACCAGCUCAUUAUAAACAGGACUGUUUGAAAAAUGGAUAGACCAGUUUUCCAACAGGACAAAAAACCCCCUCAUCUAACUGGACUUCAAAGGAAUCUUCUAAUUUUGCUAACAUUUGCUAUUUUUGUGGGGUUUUCCACUAGCAAUAUGGUAUCUUUUUUUGUUGUACUGUAUUCUUUAAUAUUUUAUGUAUUUUUGUGUAAAUUUUAAUAAAGGCAAAGUUUUAGGUAAUAUCAUUACACAACAGGCCACAAUACCCCAUCCCUUUAUGAAUUCAAAUCACAAUGUAGCCUUAACAUUUUGGAUAGUUAACAGUGUUUGAUGUAUUUCGCACCCAAUGAUAGGAAGAGGAAAAAGCUCGGGAAUGCAGCAGAAUUGACACCAUAAAGCAUAUUGCUUGCAGCUUGUGGGAUCACUGAAGAUACUUUCAGCAUCAAUAUGCUUUUCCAAGUAUUUGCAAAUAAUUAUAUUUAUGCCACAGAAUGGUCUGAUCUCAGGAGCUCCAUCCUGUAGCUAAUUAGUGCUCGACAGUCUGCACUCUGCUAUGCAUACCCAUGGGACUGGCAUAUUACAAUAACAGGAGCUGUUUUGCCAUUUCCCGUAGCUGAAUCUCAGUUUUGAUUUGUUUGCUGUUUUUAUUAAAAUCUUGAUUGCUGGAGUUAGGAGAUCAAGAGAUAAUCUCGAUUGUCAUUCAAAUGAUGCCAAAGCCUAGCCACCAAGAAUGCAAUGAACAUUUGAUGUAUGAACACAGCCUAAAGCUGUCUUCCUGUCACUGUAGCAGCAUCACAUACUAGGGGUUAACCUCUUCAAAAAGGGUUAACCUCUUCAAAUUUUUGAAUGACUCCAAAAUUACCAGCCUCCCUUCUAACAUUUGAGGACCAAAGAUCGCAAGAGACCUGCUAACGCUGUGAUGAUUAGCAGGGAUUAAAAGGUAAAUAACAUGGUUUGCUUUGCACCCAGGCAACUUUUUUGUAGUUUCUGUAACCACGCUGAGGUCUCACAGUGGCUGAGUGGACUUAUCUUUGUACAUGGACCAUUGCAUUUACUUCCUGACAAUGCAAACUCAGUGUUAUAUUUUUAUAUACCAUCUAGAAUAUAGAAAUAAUUGGUAUCAGUAACGUUGGACUGUUACACACUACUAAGCUGGAAAAAAAAACAACAACGGGAGCAACAGAAAGCCUUUUGCUGUAACUUUCAUAGUCUGUUGCUGUUAUUCUUUCUAUGUUAUACAUUAAAACUGUUUCACCCCUAGUUGACAUUUACAGAAAGGUAAUGGUGUUCUAAGCUUCAUAGCUGAGUAAAACUCAGUUUCCUACUCUGUAUGUGACAUCAGAACUGGUCCUUACUGGGGCAGUGCAUUCACCGGUGAAAAGGAAUCAAAACAAAGCAUCUUCAGUUCAAGUUGAAACUUGUCGUUUCAAGCAGGACAAUGUGGAGGCAGAAAGUUGAAAAAGUGAGCUCUGCCAUGUCCUCUCUCUCCCGAAAGGAGGGAUGUCUGCCCUGGUCCAGACAUCUCACACUGCAGUGAUAUCAGCAUACUCUUAGUGUAGACAGAGAGUUAAGUUCACUGGUAGCAAGAAGCCAGUGAUUUUUGGACUUCUGCAACUUCAGCUCUAGGCAGACAGGGGUGGAAAACCAGGUCAGAGUCAGGCCCAAUAUGUUCGCCCUGGCUGGAAGCAGAAAUCAAGCCUUCAGCAUUUUGUUCAAGCUAAACAGUAAAAUCCUUCAGUGUUCCAAAUGUGUGACAGUCUCUGCAGAAAUGACAGUAGGCACGCCUGCCAGGAACCUUGAGAUGGAUGCUUUCUCCCAUUUAGCAAGGCACCGCAUCAUCUCCUAGACUGAAACAUGUUGUUGCCAGUAUUUCCAGCUUCACUGAGAUGCGUCAAACCUCUCCCCCGCCCCGCCUCCAGCAGAGACACGGAACCGCACGGCACCGCCACCGAGAGAUUUACUGUCUCCUCAGCAGAUUGUGGGGAACGGGCAGCGUAUGGUGGGGAAAACACAGACACAGGCGCAUGCGUGCGCGCAGCCGGAGGGAGGUAAGUCCAGCCCCCAGCAGCGGGGUCAUCCUUCUGCUGCUGGAUUUUUCCAGCUGGAGCAUUUUGCAGGCUCUCGCUGUAAUUUAUGGAAAUGGGUUUCUGACGUGUGGCUUCUUCUGUUACGGCAAGGGACCCACCGACCGGAGGAGGCAGAGCUGCAGUCAGGGUAGGAGAAGAGAGUGAGAGGAAGAAGAGGUGGGUACCAGGGGGACACCGGCGGAGCAGAGAGGACAGAAGGAGAAAAAGGCACAGAUAAGCUUCAGAGAUGGGUGAGUUGUAACUAAGAGAGCAGGAAAAAAGGCAGAGAAAGGGAGACAAGAGGAAGGCAGAGAGCUGUGGGGAAGGGAAAGUUGCUCAGAGACUGAGUCAGCCUCAAGAGGGCAAACACCAGGAGGCAAGUGCAAGAAACUCCCCAGCAUAUCAAGAAGGACCUGUUCUGUCUGAAUCUUUACGAUGAACACAAGGAAGAGCUGCCCCCUGCCACUGGAGCAAGGAGACCAGGAGGAAAAGCAGAAUGAGGGUACUCCUGGCCAGGGGCAACAGGAGUGCGAGAUGGAACUGAGGAACAAAGCUAUUCUCCAACAGAAGAGGCGCCUUAAACAGGCCACCCAGUUUGUGCACAAGGACUCUGCUGACCUGCUGCCCCUGGAUGGCUUGACAAGACUUGGCACCUCCAAGGAUCUGCAGCCACAUAGUGUGGUCCAGCGGCGCCUCUUGGAAGGCAAUCUGAACAAGAUGAGGGGCAAGACCAGGGUUCAGUCUGCACGGGUUCAAUCUCCGCUGGCAAAAGACCAGGAUGAAAAGAUGAAAAAGGGAGAAGACAGGAGAAAAGAGACUUCACUCCUACUAAUACAGUGCCAGUGCCAAGGUCAGAUACUGAAAGCGACUGUUAACACUGGCUGUCUACCAAAUCUCAUCUCCAAGAGCUGUUUAAACCAGCUGGGGCUGGAAGAAGUGUCUGCCAUGGACUGUGGAGACCUCUCUCUUCCCAUCCUCAGCGUUGUUGGCCGAGUAGAACAUAUGGAGUUGCAAUUUGGCCAGGAGACAGUGCUGUGUUCAGCACUGGUUGUAGAUGAUGAAAUGCUGGAGUUUUGCAUUGGUCUCCAGACUCUGUUGUCUCUCAAGUGUUGCAUUGAUUUGGAGGAGGGAGUCCUGAGAUUUAAAGCAUUGAGUCAAGAACUGCCUUUUCUACACGCCUCCGAAGAGCCUGGUCAGUGACUGGCUGCAUCCCACACGUCUGGGGCUGAAGAGACUCGCUGCUGUGAGAGACAUAGAUGAGGGCCUAUCACCUCUGCCGCGUCAUCAGAGAUCCUGCCACUCAGUUCAAAUGCUGCAAUGAAUUACACAACCCAGAGUCUUCUGCUCUGUGAGCUCCUUUCUUUCAACUUGAAAUCUAGUGACUGGACACAUACACACCAUCAGCCUUAAGUCCCAGCAUCUCACAGCCCAUCAACUUCGCUACUCCUGCAUGAAACAAGAACCAGAUUCCCUUGCAGUAUCAGCUCAGGUCAGAGAGCUGCGAACUCAUCUGGGAUGACCAAGGUGAUUAUUAAGUUACUUAACUGUUAGGGUUUUAAAAUUUUUUAAUUUAAUUUUUUUUUAGUUUUUUAACAGAGCGUAGCUGUAUGAUAAAUAUAUAGUCUAUUAUUUACUAGCUGUAGGAAAGAUGCACCAGAUCAGGUCUCGUUCCAUGCCUCGUGAUUACUAAUUCACCAUCCAAACUCUGCACAAUGUCCCUUUGUCCACCCCUAGAAUGUCACGACACCUCCAUUUUGCCAGUCUUCCUGGAUUAAACACCACUUGCUCUCUUCCUUUUUUAUCAAACUGUUCAUUGUUGUUGUGCUUCUCCAAGAACUUGUGUACGCGUUUUUGCUUUCUUCUGCUAGUUCUUUCCCAAAUCAGAUGCUGUAUUCUGUAGUUUAACACCCGCUGAGGACAGCAGAGUUACAGCCUGGCUGCUGUGAUUUCUGA
Calidris pugnax (ruff) is the source of this 4312-nucleotide messenger RNA. It is a transcript of the gene NRIP2, whose product is annotated as nuclear receptor interacting protein 2. Bases 2795 to 3559 code for a protein of 254 amino acids. The transcript is spliced from 7 exons. NCBI's taxonomy places the organism in Eukaryota, Metazoa, Chordata, Aves, Charadriiformes, Scolopacidae. Gene Ontology annotation, biological process: proteolysis. Gene Ontology annotation, molecular function: aspartic-type endopeptidase activity. The record is from RefSeq and is a predicted model, not a curated record.